Molecule: messenger RNA, 630 nt
Organism: Guillardia theta CCMP2712
Lineage: Eukaryota; Cryptophyceae; Pyrenomonadales; Geminigeraceae
Exons: 3
Coding region: 1-630 (209 amino acids)
Biological process (GO): tRNA splicing, via endonucleolytic cleavage and ligation; tRNA-type intron splice site recognition and cleavage
Cellular component (GO): tRNA-intron endonuclease complex
Molecular function (GO): nucleic acid binding; tRNA-intron lyase activity
Source: RefSeq, a predicted model, not a curated record
AUGGAAGAAGGCAAGAGAAAGAAAAUGAGGGCAAGUUUUGACGGCCCGGAUGAACAAAUCGAGGUAGCUCAAGUACUUGACGAUUGGGUCAAGGUUGAAAAGAUGAACUCUGGAAGUGAAGACGCUGGAAAGAAUCUUUUCAUGUCGUUGGAAGAAGCGUUUUACAAAGCAUUCAUCCUACAUGAGUUGCAGAUCCGUGCACAAGGCCAGGAGCACAAGUUCAUCGAUCGGGCAGAAGCGUGGAAGUUGUUUUCAGAGCGGAGCGUCGAAUUUCAGAGGAAUUUUAUAGUCUAUCAUCAUUACAGUCAGCGAGAAUGGAGAUUGAUACAAGGGACCAAAUACGGCUGCUCUUUCCUCCUGUACCCGAAGAGUGAAAGCAGCAAUGACGACAGGCACAAACAUGCUCCUUAUGCGGUUCAGAUCCUCCCUGACGGCAACAAUUGCAUGACAUGGCUGGGAGUUCAGAGGUCGAGCAGACUUGCAGGACAGGUGUCCAAGGAACUGAUUAUUGCGAGUGUGGAUUAUGCGGCAACUGAUCGAGAAAGGUCGGCGAUUUCCUUUGAGGAAGCAUGCCAGGCGAAAGUGAGGGAGAUCAAGGUUGCGAGAUGGGAACCAGGGCGAGAUCGGUAG